This is a messenger RNA of Ceraceosorus bombacis, 2646 nucleotides long. Lineage: Eukaryota; Fungi; Basidiomycota; Exobasidiomycetes; Ceraceosorales; Ceraceosoraceae. The record is from the annotation of a GenBank genome assembly.
CGUUAAGGGCCUUUUGUGGUCAGCAGUGUCUUUCACAUUCAACCACCAGUGUUUCGCGCAGGCGUUCGAUCUCGCUACCACAGCUUGCGAGAGACGGCUCGCGCGCUGGAUAGGGAUAUUGAGGCACCCGAUGAGCUACCGACGACUCCUCAUCGCGACAGACACAGCCCGCCUAGGCUCCUCUACCCAUCCUCUACUAUCAGGCCAGCUCCUACUUCGACGCCACGCAAGAUCCUUACACCCGCUGCACCGAGAAGGCUGAUCAUCGACAUUGCUCAAUUUCGACACUCCCAGCUCCCAUCGCGCCUUCACGCAGCGCUUCGAGCCGCAGAAGCGCGACCGUGCAUGAGCCACGGACAGACCCGCAGAGGGCAGGCAGGCUCACUCUGCUGCGCUAAGCUGUAUUCGAAGCCUCACCGGCCGCAUCGACCGCACCGAGACGUGCAGGCUGGAAGGUCUCAAAUGUCGGGCUUGCAGACGGACGAAAACGUUCUCCACGCAUGGGAACGCCUGCACCUGUGCACGGGCUACGCUAUCAUCUGCCAUAGCAGCGCCGCCGACCUUGUCCGUACGGAGCGCGGCCAGCGUCGUAUCCGCAGCAGGCUUCUGGACGAGAGUCAGACGACUGGUCACUACACACGAGCGCUGGAGAGCUCUACGCUACUGGAUUACCUCCUGCAAGGCGAUCGCAUCUCGGCAAAUGGUCCCCUCUGCUCAUGAAAUAGCCGACUCAGAGGACACGUUGGUGUCAGAAACCCUUUCUGUUCCAACAAGAUCGCGAUCCAGUGAUCGGCGCACCUUCUUUUCGCGUUAUAUAUGAGUCUUGCUGAAGACAUGUGGAAUGCAGAGCGAGGUGUGCACUCGACCCGGAGUCGAUCGGCAUUGCAGCAGUGGUGACUUGCAUCUUUUGGACUACAUCGCUCUCCUUGGCUAAACUUAUUUGCUGGUGAAGCAGGGCAACACCAGCGUCUCAAUUUUUUCUGGUGGAUUGUCCAUUGGCCAAGUAGGAGGCAGUAAUGGCAGUUCGGUACGAUCCACCACAAGCCGCGCCAUCAUUCGCGCUUAAAGUGUCCUGCAGCAGCAGCCGCCUCCUACUCAGUCUCAUCUCAUUCAGAGGAAACCUUAAUUUCGAGUCGCAUUGAGCACAAGUCAGGCACUGCCUCUGCCAUAACAUAUACUCGGCCAGCUCUCUUGCGGCCUCGACCGGCAUCUUGCUCUGUUCACUUGAUUCGAGAGCCGUCCCGCUUUCACUGGAUCCGAAGGACUGCGCACUACAGCGUGGGUCUGCUGUGUCACUGCUACAAGCGCUUCUCGAUGGAGAGACCAGGGCAUUCGGGUGAUUUGGUCAACGUCCACCUCUUGGCGAGCCUGGGUCUCUUUCGCUCAGCCAGCAGCUCUUGUCUGCGCUAAUUUGAGCAUGCCAACGCAACGAAGGCGCGUCCUCAAGGCAUUAUGCAAAGGCCGGAUCAGGAACGUCGGAGCCCUUUCCUGUAUGUUCUCGAGAUUCUGCUCGUCUGAGUUCAGGCCACUCCCACACCCCGUCGGACUCAGCGUCUGGCAAACCCACGCGUCGCUUGGUGCAGGUGGUCGUCUCACUUACGAAAGCGCAUAACGGACCGUGCUCUACUUAUCGGAUGCGACGGAUUGCUCUCGGAGUCUUCGACCCACUUCAGCUGCAGAAGAGACACUAUUGUGCUCUCCGCAAACACACGCUCCAGGAAUUUGACUGUUCCGGAGCCAUUCGCGCGUGCUCGUCAUCAGCAGCUAUGGCUCUGGUCUGUGUGGUACUGUGUCGCAGGAUCUCCGUUCGCCUCUCACGGCCUUGCCACUUCGGCAGUCGCCUCACGCAAACGUUUGUCUUCUGUCCGACGGUCUGCGUCAGCUUGACUCGAACGAAGGGCGUAAAUGGCGAGCGAGUCGCCAGCGCAUGGGGCCCUCCGCGGUCCGCCUCAGGACGAAGGCUCUGUAUGGAGCCGGCCAAAUUCGUCUGUCACUCUAUCAAACGACUUAUUGGGCUUGUCGAAGACGAAUGCGCGAUACUGGACCGAGUCAAUUGUUUGAGAGUGAGCAUCGUGCGCAGGCGUCGAACGAGGAGACCAGCGCGUCUACUGCUGUCCGGAAAUCGAAAAAAGGACCUUCGUUUGCAGCGGGGAUAGCACAACCUUCGGAGCAGAGCUUUUUCCUGGACACCAUCAAGAGCUUGUUUGGCCUUCUCUUUGUGGAUCCUGGGGAGCCCAUCUCGGACUCCCCGUUUGAGGAUGUUCAUUGCGUCUGGAAGGUAGAAGACUCAAGACUCGGGGGUCGUGAUCGCGAGAGCGAGUGGACAACGUGAUAGGCUACGCCCAUAGACUAAAGGCGGCGCUGGCGUACGUCAUACGCGACUUUCUCGCUUGCCCAGGACACGAUUGGGAGCCCACCAAGAGAAAAGCGUCGAUAAUUCAGCGGCAAUCCGGGCAGCUGAGACGCCGUGUCUGGGCCUCGUCGUACAGGAUCCACAUCCAAGCGAGCAGGCUGUGGUUUGAAAAUGCAAGGGGGUGUGUAAUGGUGCACUUCUUUUCGGGCUUGCAAGUUGACUGACUCUGUGUGCGGCUCUGGCCAGCAUGCUAGCGACACUCGCGAGACUUUUUCGCUUUCGCUUUGAGCCAU